Dentiscutata erythropus is the source of this 2565-nucleotide messenger RNA. The record is from the annotation of a GenBank genome assembly. Lineage: Eukaryota; Fungi; Glomeromycota; Glomeromycetes; Diversisporales; Gigasporaceae.
AUGUCGAUAGUUGUUGAUAUGAUAGCGGAAGUAAAUAUUAUUCACACAUACAAAAACUUUGAAGAAAAAAAUAAAGAGGCCAUUUAUAAGUUUGUUCUUAGUGACACUGCGGCAGUUUGCGGGUUUGAAGCCACAAUAGAUGAUAAAAGAAAAGUUAUAGGGAUAGUUAAAGAAGCCGAACAGGCAAAGAAAGAAUACGAAGAAGCUAUCAAAUGUUCCGUUGGUAACAUUAAACACGGCCAAAAAGUUGAAAUCAAAAUUAAAUAUGUGAUUGAGCUUCAGCACGAUUUAGAAGUUAAUAGUGUCCGAUUCAUUUUGCCAGCUACUAUUGCCCCAAAAUAUGGCUCUUAUUUUUUUAAUCAUAAAAGGAUGUGUCUUUCUACCAAAAUUUCAGAUUCAUCGGAUUAUUUCCCUAUUGAGUUUUUUAUAACUUGUAGGAUGAGUUCAUCGAUUUAUAGUAUCAAGUCUCCUUCUCACCAUGACCAUGUUUCUAUAGAUGAUAAAGAAAAAGACCUAGGAAUAUCUAAAGUUACAUCAAACAAAGGAAAUCUUUAUUAUUUUGAAAACGAUUUUAUACUUCUCAUUAAAAGUCAAGAUAUUGAUAAGCCCAGAGCAUUUAUCGAAUAUAAUCCCAUAACCGAGACUCAUUGUUUAAUGCUUACUUUGGUUCCAACAUUUAAGCAUAAAUUAAUUAAGCCUGAUUCAAUAAAGAUGGAACUUAUAUUUAUUGUUGAUAGUUCAAGGUCUAUGAAAGGUGCAUCGAUUGAAAAAGUAACCAAAACACUUCAGUAUUUGCUCCUUUCACUUCCAGAAAGUUGUUUCUUCAAUGUGAUAACAAUUGGGCACAAGCAAUUUUUCAGCUAUUUUAUGGAAAGUCAACCAUGCACGAAAACAAAUAUUGAAGAGGUUAUCAAAAAGAUUCAAAAAAUAACUGCAAAUGGUGGCACUCAUCUUUAUGAAGCUCUAAAAUGGGCAUUUAAAUAUUCACUUCCUGAUAUGCCGACAUCAAUUAUUCUAUUCUCAGAUUUUGAGACAUUGCAUAUCAACCGAAUUGUUGAUCUUAUAAAAAAUCCAGAAAUGAAAAAAGAUUUAAGAAUAUUUUCAAUCGGAAUAAAUAAUUCUAAUUCUAAUUGCCAUCAUUUCAUUGAUUCUAUUGUCGAGCUGAAUUCAUUAAAUCCUCCUGUAUCAGAUUAUAAAAUUACAUGGACUAAUGAAUCUAAUGAAGAAUCUCAGAAUAAUGAUAUUAAAUUUCAGCAAGCUCCAUUAAAAAUUCCAGAACUUUACGUUGGUGAUCGUUUCAUAGUUUAUUGUAUAUUAGCAAAAGAUGUUAAACCAUGCGAAACGAUUACAUUAGAAUCAAAAUCCCAAGGCCCUUUACCUGAUUUGGAGCCAAUUAAACCAAUUUCUUUGUAUGGAUCAAAAAUUCAUACACUUGCGGCCAAAAAACUUAUUCAAGAAAUUGAACAUGGUAAUUAUUAUUCUAAUUAUGCAAAUAAUAAAGAUUUUGUUCGUGAACAAAUUGUGCGCUUAGCAAAAUCUUAUAAUCUGAUUGAAAAUAAAAAAGACAAAGAACUUAAAAAAGGUUACGAGAAAAAAAUAAUAACAGAAUUUGUGAAAGAACCCGAGAAUCAAAAUGCUAUAGAAAUUAAAAACAAAGAAUGUGAAAAAGCAAUGAUGAUUGAAAAGUGUAAAGAAUUUCAAAGAAAAAUGGAAUUAAAAAAAGAAAAACUCAAAAAAAGAAACGCAAUAGAGAGUCAAAAAAAAAUUGAACUGCAAAAAAAACAACUCAAAAAGGGCAAAGCAAUAAAUCUUGAGAAACAGAAAGCUGCCCGUCAAAAAGCAAUAAGCGAAAUAAUUGAAGAAAAUAAGAAAGAUGAAAUACCAAAAACUGAAAAACCUAUUAAAAACUUUUUCGGUGGCCUUUAUGAUAAAGCUGCCAAACUUGGCGAUCAACUUGAAAAUGCCCUCGAUGACCAUGAGAAAGCGGAAGCACUCAUUGUCGUUGAAGAAUCAGGCACUCCUGAAAAAUGCAAAGAAAUCGUUUCAGACGAAAAAGAUGAUGGCUGCAUUGAAUUAGAUGAUUCAGUUUGUAAUGAACUAGAUACUCCUAAAGAAAACAUUAUUAACACAAUUCAAAGGAUAGCUAAAAAUGAUAAGCUUAAAACACCUGAGCGUAAAUCAACUCUUGAACCUUCUAUUAGCAUUCCAUACCUUAAGAAAGCAGCACCCCAUCACGAAGAAUUGUUGGAGCUUGUUGAGAAUUACCAUCCUAGACAAUUUAAAUUUCCCCUUCGUAAUAUUGAUCAAGAUGAUCAACAACUUUGGAGCCAUGAAGAUGGUUGGUUAAUUAACAGGAAAACGAAGUUAUGUCUGGAAGUAGAAUCAGUAAAAGAAGGAAUUUAUCUCAGUGUACACCACAAGAGAAGCCUAAACCAGGCCAAUAACCAACGUUGGAUCCUUACUCCAGAAGGACGUAUCGCUUUAAAAAAUAAUCCCAUGUUCGUGAUUGAAGUUCUAGGAACAACUGUAAAUGAUGGGAUCACAUCUUAUUCUGGUCAAUACUAA